Messenger RNA from Dromaius novaehollandiae (emu), 4116 nucleotides. It is a transcript of the gene SHQ1, whose product is annotated as SHQ1, H/ACA ribonucleoprotein assembly factor. Gene Ontology annotation, biological process: box H/ACA snoRNP assembly. The coding region runs from base 546 to 2108 and encodes 520 amino acids. NCBI's taxonomy places the organism in Eukaryota, Metazoa, Chordata, Aves, Casuariiformes, Dromaiidae. Gene Ontology annotation, cellular component: cytoplasm; nucleoplasm. The record is from RefSeq and is a predicted model, not a curated record. The transcript has 14 exons.
CGGCCUUUCCGCCUCCCGCUGCGCUGCCGCCUGGCUGCGCAUGCGCGGAUCGCUGCGUGCCGCCAUGCGCGCGCGGGGGCGGCCGUUGGGCGGCAGCGCGGUGAGCGGCGCGGAAACGGGCGGUGGUAGCGGAGCGCGGCGCCUGCGGCAGACAAGCCCGGCGGGAGCGCUCGCCGCCUUUCCUGCCGCGCGCCUACGCGUAGUCACCGCGGUGCCCCGCGGAGGCGGCCGGUCGGUCUAACGCCCGGCUCUGGGCAGCCGGGUCUGUUCGGCGAGCGACGCGCGGCCUGUUGGACCGGCGGGGAGGUGCCCGGGACCGGAGUUUUCUCGGCGGUUGCAGCGAGGUUACUGCGCCUGGAGAGGGUGAAAAUGUUGAAUUGCCAUAAAACGGUACAGGGAGGCGAGGAAUUUCGUGCCCUCCGCGUGAGUGUCUUCUAAUAGUGGUUUAUCAUCACUUCAGAAAUGCAAAUCUAACAUCUGCUGCCUGGAAAACUGUAAUCAACAGGGCCGUGGAGUCAGUGGUUGCUUCUCCUGCUUGAUUCAUCAUGAUAACUCCAGCUUUUGAGCUGAGCCAGGAUCCAGAUUUUCUUACAAUAAUAAUCAAAAUACCUUAUGCCAGAGCUUCAGAGUUUGAUGUAUAUUUUGAAGGGGAAGAUUUUAAAUUUUAUGCCAAACCUUACUUUCUCAGAUUGACUCUUCCUGGAAGGAUUGUGGAAGAUGGUAGAGAAAAAGCAUCUUAUGAUACAGACAAAGGAACUUUUACAAUUCAGUUACCCAAGGAGAUUCCUGGCCAAUAUUUUGAGGGACUGGAUAUGCUGACAUCUCUUUUGGCACCAAAGAAGUUAAGAUCAGCAAAACCUUUAGUGGAAGAGAUAGCUGCCUCUGCUCAGUUGGAGGAGGAGGAGGAGGAAGAAGAAUUUGACUGGGAAAUUGAGCAGACCGCUUACGAAGAAACUGCAGAAAGCACUCUGCAACAACAGUACUGCUAUGGAUUUGGGAACUUGCACUCAGCGGUGUUCCAGCGACUGCAGGAUGAACUCAGUGAUGUUAUUGACAUUAAGGAUCCAGACCGAGUGCCUGUAGAUGAACGCAGGAGGAAACGCCUGGCAGCUGAGGCUGCCAAGUUUGAUCCUGAUCAUUACCUAGCUGAUUUUUUUGAAGAUGAAGCUAUUCAGCAUGUUUUGAAAUAUCAACCAUGGUGGAUUGAUGCCCAUAAAAAAAAGAUGGCCUUGCAGGAAGAAAGCCAUCAGGAACAUGACAGGCAAACUUUUGUCGUCUUCUCUGAGGAAGAGAGAGAGCAGCUGAGAAAAUUCAAAAAUAAAACUCAUCUUCUGGAUAAAAGAGCCCGUCAUCACAUAUAUCUCAGUCUAAUUGAUAUCCUUCUGGCAUAUUGCUAUGAAAUCUGUGUCAAUGAAGGUGACAAGAAUGUUGAAUCAUCUUGGAACGUCAGGAAACUGAGUGCAACACUGUGCUGGCUGGAAAGUUUCACUAGUAUUCAUGAUGUCCUGGUAUCUUUUGGAAGAAGAGUUUUAUGCUAUCCCCUGUACAGACAUUUCAGAUUAGUGACACGUGCCAUCGAUGAUACAGUCAUGAUACUGCAACUAGGAAAAGGUGCAGUUUUGAAGUGUCUGCUGGACAUUCACAAGAUUUUUAGGGAGAAUGACCCUUCCUACAUCCUUAAUGAUCUCUUCAUUACAGACUAUUGCAUCUGGAUUCAAAAAAUCAAAUCGAAAAAGUUGGCUGCACUUGCUGAAUCCUUGCAGAAAGCCACACUCACCAAGUCUCACGUAGGACUUGAACUGGAAGAGCUGGAAGCAGCAGCAGUGCUAGUACAAGAGGAAGAGAGCAAGUUAAAAGCUGCUGGCACAGUUUCUAAGCAACAGCUGCCUUCCUCUGAAUCGGAGACAAGUGACUCUGAAGAAUCAAGCAGUACUUCAUCAUCUGAGACAGAAGGCUCUGAUUCAGAUGAGCGAGAGUCCUCAACCAGUGAAGAUGGGAAAAUAAAUUCUUUACAAGGCACACUUCAAGAGGAGAGGACAGCUGCACUUAUUGACUGUAAUGGAUUAAGGCAAGACACAAACACUUCGAUGUUUGAGACAGCUUUCUGAAAAGUUUAUAAAGACUUAAUUCUACCUCAAAAGAAGAAAGCAUCGAUUAGACUUGAUUUACUACAGAAAAUGAUAAAUAUCGCAAAGAAAUUGAUUCACAUCACUGGAGUGAAUGGGCCAGGCAACCCUCCGCCGUUGACACAGCUGAAUAUUGUCAAAGCUUGAGCUGAUUGUCUCAAGGCUGGAGAAAACAAACAGGGAAACACAUGUCAAACAGAUAAAUAGCUUUGCUGUUUAGAGCUCUCAGUGGAGGCCAUUUGUCUCCAAGAUAAGGAAGAAUGCACUCCAAAGCUGUGAAAAGAUAAGCUAGGAGAACAAAAUGAAUAUGGAAUUGUUCUGAUCGUAUUUGGACAUGUUACACAUGGAGGAAAUAUGGUACCACCCCAGGGGAAUGUCUAAUGUGAGUAUGGUACACCACCCAGGAAGCGGCUAGGAUGAAUUCACCUUUUUCUGUUAAAUGUCCUAUUAGUGUUUGAUAAUUAGUUAUAGCAUACAAACAAAUGGCAUCUGUGUCAGUCUUAGUAAGCCAGUAAUUCUAAAGUAUUUUCCAUGUCUGUCACGGAACUGUUUUUCUCCUUUUCAGUGGGAAAUGGGCUGCAGCCUUUGGUUUUGUGGGCAUGUGUGAGGCAUGAUUUUGUAUUGACAAAAUAAAUUUGGGUCUGUAGCAUUGUGGUACCCAUAAAUCAUACUUUUUUUACAUUCUUAGGUUUUGGAGAGGUGACUGUUAUCACCAUGAGUACUGCAUUUGGAGACCUGGCUUAGAUCAUAUCUGAAAUGAGCGUAGUAACAUUGCUUUGCAUUUUAUUAAGCAUUUUCUCAUCUUGAAAAGCCACUAUACAAUCCAGCAUAGUUGAUGGUAUUUUGGAGGACACUUGAGGACAAGACUAAAAGCCAUAUAUUGUAGGUGAGGGCUAUGAUGUUGGCAGAGCUCCAUGAGGAAGGCCAGCUCUUACCUAAAAGCCUGUCAUUUCUGUGAGAGAAGCUUCCUUUAGCCUGAUAGUCUUAGUGGACAGCAUGGAAAAGAACAGAAAGUUUCACAUUUAAACUAGCAACGUUAGCCAGGCAGUAACCUUAUUGACUAAUAACCCUAGAGACCACCAGUGAAUUCGUGUCAAAAUGAUGCAGAUGGCAAUCUGUCGGCACCAACUCCUCUGCUUUCUCUGCAAGCUGCCUCCUGCAUUGCUGCUGCGAGAGGUUAGUGUACUUCCCCGGGCUGUGCCAGGGAUAAGAGGGGGCAAUUCAGAGGCCGCGGCCAAGUCGAGCUCCCCUGUGCCUGGCCUUGGCCGGGUCUCUGAAGGAGCCGACUGGGGUUCUGCUUUGCAGCCCAGGCUGCUGGUCAGGGCCGCCUGCGCUGCAGAUGCGCCCUGCACUCGCACCUCCUCGCUUACCGAGGCGGUAACUGGAUGCAGCAGAGAACCCUGAUGUGGGGAAAACAUUGUCUUUCUCCCACGUUCAGCUUGUGCUUUCACGGGGCCUAACUCAUAAAAGUCCAAAUCUUGGGUAGGGCAUACAGAAAUACAGUGGAGCUCAAAUCUGAGAGCUGAGACUUCUGUCUCUGCUACUGACUUGCACUGAGCAAGGCCAAGAGACCAAAAGCUACAGUUUCUGAAGUAUUCUUAAGUAUCUUUUUGCAUGUCUGUUUUUGAGUGUCUGAUUUGAGGCUUUCUGUGCCUUGGGAGCCAUGGUUCUCUUUUACACCAGCUGGAGCUGUUGCUCUUCUAAAUGCCUGGAAAUUAGACAAACUUGGCCAAAAUUAGAUGCCAGAAAUCAAUCCCUCUCCCUAAGAACCCCCUUCUGUAGCUUUGACUGUUGGUUUCAGUGUAUAUCUAUGCAUCUGUAAAAUGGACUGCUUAAUACCCUCUGCCAAAGGGGGAUUUGUGAGGCCUAGUUACUGUUUGAACGAUACUUUUGCAUUGUUGGGGGGAACAAAAGGUCUGAAUAUUCCAGGCUUACCAGGUGAUGCCUGGGCAUAACCUUGCUCUGAGUUAAUAAACCAGCAUAAAACCAA